Molecule: messenger RNA, 1637 nt
Organism: Argentina anserina (silverweed cinquefoil)
Lineage: Eukaryota; Viridiplantae; Streptophyta; Magnoliopsida; Rosales; Rosaceae
Product: protein TRIGALACTOSYLDIACYLGLYCEROL 1, chloroplastic
Exons: 3
Coding region: 436-1491 (351 amino acids)
Biological process (GO): phospholipid transport
Cellular component (GO): ATP-binding cassette (ABC) transporter complex
Source: RefSeq, a predicted model, not a curated record
AGCAGCUCUCUGAAUUCCAAGCUGCGAUUUUUUCACUUUCUCCAUUGUUAGGAUUCUGAAAAUUUGCUGGGUUUAAUUGGGUUUGGUGAAUUUGAAGCUCUGAGCUUACCAUCGAAAGAUGGAAGCUCCAUAUUACCAAUCACGCAAUCGCUUUGUCUGCCGCAGUUUAUGUCAGAUGUUGCAUUUUAUUUGUACACUCUGUAUGUCUUAUCUAUUCUUUGAUUAAAUCAGGUGGGCAGAGGGCACAGUGUUGCUGAGCUUCAGUGAAAACUUAUAAUGGUAAUUUGGGGGAACACGAUCGCAUGUGGUUGUAUUGGGUUCUCUGAUUUGUGAAGCAUUUCCGACAAAUUUCUGGACUUUCUACUGCUCUGUGAUGUAGUUUUCUUCUGCAUGAGCAAUUGAAACUAUUCCUACAAAGUUACGAACAAAUCAAUCAUGCAGACAGCUUCAUAUCUCCAUACAUUCUCUUAUUGCUCUUACAGAAGAAGCUCUGUAAAAGCAGAUGGGUGGAAUAAAUUACAAAUCCCGAAUUCAAGUCAGCUUCCUGAGAAAGUUGGGCUCAUUGGCAAGCCUCAGACAUGUAAGCUUCUUAGGCCUUUGAAAACCAGAUUAUGUGCUGUUCCCAGCACAGAUGACGGACACCCUUCAGUCUCUGCGUUGGAAGAUUCCAAUACGAAUCAUGCGCCUACGUCGGAGGGGAAGACAUUGUUCAGCAAAUGGUCACCUCCUAGGUAUUUGUGGAGGGGAUUUUCAGCUCUUAUUCUGGCAGGUCAGGUCAUCAUUAGAACUUUAAAGGGUAAAGUGCACUGGAAAAAUACACUCCAACAGUUGAAAAGAGUUGGGCCGAAUUCAGUUGGGGUCUGCCUUUUAACUGCAGCAUUUGUUGGGAUGGCCUUCACCAUCCAAUUCGUUAGGGAAUUUACUAGAUUAGGAUUAAGCAGAGCUGUUGGUGGGGUAUUGGCCCUGGCUUUUGCAAGGGAGUUGAGUCCUGUAGUUACAUCAAUUGUGGUUGCAGGGCGUAUUGGAAGUGCAUUUGCUGCAGAGUUAGGAACAAUGCAGGUUUCUGAGCAAACUGAUACAUUGAGAGUUCUUGGAUCAAACCCUGUUGAUUAUCUCGUGACACCAAGAGUGAUUGCGACCUGUACUGCUCUACCUUUUCUGACACUGAUGUGUUUCACAGUAGGAAUGGCAUCCAGCGCCCUCCUUGCUGAUGGUAUUUAUGGCGUUAGCAUUAACAUUAUUUUGGAGUCAGCUAGGAAAGCUCUUAAACCUUGGGAUAUAAUUAGUGCAAUGAUCAAGUCACAGGCUUUUGGUGCUAUCAUAUCAAUUGUUAGCUGUGCUUGGGGAGUUACCACCAUGGGAGGAGCCAAAGGUGUUGGGGAGUCAACUACUUCGGCUGUGGUUAUCUCUUUAGUUGGGAUCUUUAUUGCAGAUUUUGUACUCUCUUACUUUUUCUUCCAAGGAGUUGGAGAUUCACUGAAAAAUAUAUAGUGGUUGUUGAUAGAGUAUCUUGUGCUGGGUUUCCCCAUGAUUGUUAGUUCUAUGGGUGGAACAAGAUAAGCAUGUAAUGACUGAUGAAGUUGAUAAAUGUAUGUGAACUUGAUUGAGUUACGGUAUCGUAUUCAUCCUUUGGAGUC